Molecule: messenger RNA, 1632 nt
Organism: Terrapene triunguis (Three-toed box turtle)
Lineage: Eukaryota; Metazoa; Chordata; Testudines; Emydidae
Gene: TBX4
Product: T-box transcription factor 4
Exons: 8
Coding region: 4-1632 (542 amino acids)
Biological process (GO): regulation of transcription by RNA polymerase II; positive regulation of DNA-templated transcription; cell fate specification
Cellular component (GO): nucleus
Molecular function (GO): DNA-binding transcription factor activity, RNA polymerase II-specific; RNA polymerase II cis-regulatory region sequence-specific DNA binding
Source: RefSeq, a predicted model, not a curated record
GAAAUGCUCCAGGAGAAGGGCCUGUCUGAAACGGAAGAAGGGUUUCCAGCAGCCCAGGCACCUGGUCAUGCCGAAUCCACCGCGGGCUCCCCGGUUCUUGGAGUGGCAGGAAUCGGCAGCACUCCGCUGAGCAGUCCGCAGGGCCAGGAUCCGGAGCAGACCAUAGAAAACAUCAAAGUCUAUCUCCACGAGAAGGAACUAUGGAAGAAGUUUCAUGAAGCUGGCACCGAAAUGAUAAUAACCAAAGCAGGCAGGAGGAUGUUUCCUAGCUACAAAAUUAAGGUAACCGGGAUGAACCCCAAGACCAAGUACAUCUUGUUGAUUGACAUUGUCCCAGCUGAUGAUCACCGAUACAAAUUUUGUGACAACAAAUGGAUGGUGGCUGGGAAAGCGGAGCCCGCAAUGCCUGGGCGGUUAUAUGUUCAUCCGGACUCGCCCGCCACGGGAGCUCACUGGAUGCGGCAGCUGGUGUCGUUUCAGAAGCUAAAGCUCACUAACAAUCACCUCGAUCCGUUCGGACACAUUAUUCUUAAUUCAAUGCAUAAAUACCAGCCGAGACUGCACAUUGUGAAAGCAGAUGAAAACAACGCCUUUGGGUCCAAGAACACAGCGUUCUGCACACAUGUGUUUCCAGAGACAUCCUUUAUAUCGGUGACCUCCUAUCAGAAUCACAAGAUAACCCAGCUGAAAAUUGAAAACAACCCAUUUGCCAAGGGAUUCAGGGGAAGCGAUGACAGCGAUUUGCGUGUGGCACGGCUACAAAGCAAAGAAUAUCCAGUGAUUUCCAAAAGCAUCAUGAGGCAGAGGUUGGUUUCCACUCAUGGCCAGCUUUCAACAAAAACAGAUGUCAACCCACUCCAUGGGAAUCACCAGACCCUUCAGCAUUAUCAGUAUGAGAAUGGUGCUCAUAUGCCGUUUGCUGCUUCGGAUACUCAAGAUCUACCACUCAACACCUUCACAGCACAGAGAGACUCAGGGCUCUUUUAUCACUGCCUGAAAAGAAGAGAAAGUGCUCGGCAUUUAGACCUGCCCUGCAAACGCUCCUAUCUGGAAGCCUCCUCGGCUGUAGGAGAAGAUCAUUAUUUUCGUUCGCCACCUCCAUAUGACCAGCAAAUGUUAAGUCCUUCCUAUUGCAGUGAGGUGACACCUAGGGAAGCUUGUAUGUACUCAGGUUCUGGGGCUGAAAUCGCAGGUGUCUCAACAGUCGAUGACUUGCCGCCUCCUCCCCCUCCCCCUUUGAGCUGCAAUAUGUGGACUUCUGUUGCACCUUACACCAGCUACAGUGUUCAGACAAUGGAAACUGUGCCUUAUCAGCCUUUCCCUGCUCAUUUUACAACCACCACCAUGAUGCCAAGACUCCCCUCUAUCACAAGUCAAAGCUCACAACCACCAGGUAAUAGCCCCUUCAGUGUCUACAAUCAACUGUCACAGUCUCAGGUUCGGGAGCGAGUUCCUCCUUCAUCCUUCCCGAGGGAAAGAGUGCACCCAUCUGUUUGCGAGAGGAAGCCCCCAUCUCCGCACUUAAACACAGCAAACGAAUUUCUGUACUCACAAAGCUUUUCACUCUCGAGGGAAUCUUCAUUACCGUACCAUUCAGGAAUGGGGACUGUGGAAAACUGGACUGAUGGAUGA